AUGUCUAAAUCUGUUAAUAUCGCUAUCAUUGGUGCUGGUUUGGUUGGCUCUGCUUUCAUCAACCAGCUCAAGUCCAUCUCUCCAUCUUCCAUCAACUACAAUGUUGUCCUGAUUGCCACCGGUAGCAAGGCUCUGAUCAGCAAGGAGUAUUCACCAUUGGAUCUUUCUGCAUGGGAUUCCUCGCUUAAGGCUUCCACUUCAGCCGCAUUGGCAAUUCCUGAGAUUUUGGCGUUCCUCUCCAAAUCUCCUCUCCCCACAAUUCUGGUCGAUAACACCUCCAACGCAGAUUGGGCAGCUGCCUAUCCAAGUUUCGUCAAGAGCGGCAUCUCUAUCGCCACUCCAAACAAGAAGGCCUUCUCGAGCGACCUGGACUUGUGGAACCAGAUCUUUGACGCCUCUUCUGCUCCUAACGGUGGCUUGGUCUACCAUGAGGCCAGUGUUGGAGCAGGCCUGCCAAUCAUUAACAACUUGAAGGAGCAGAUUCAGACCGGCGACAAGGUCGAGAGCAUUGAGGGUAUCUUCUCGGGAACUUUGUCCUAUAUCUUUAACGAGUGGUCCACCAUUGCUCCUAACGAUGCCAAGUUCUCUGAUGUGGUCAAGGUCGCCAAGGAACUGGGUUACACGGAGCCUGAUCCAAGAGAUGACUUGAACGGCCUAGACGUUGCUAGAAAGGUCACCAUUCUGGCUAGAAUCGCUGGCUUGGAGGUUCAGUCGCCAACUUCGUUCAGUGUUCACUCGCUGAUUCCAAAGCCUCUGGAGUCUGUUUCCUCGGGGGCAGAAUAUCUGGAGAGACUCCCAGAGUUCGAUGACGAAAUGAAGAAGCUCAAGGACGAGGCUGCAUCCGAAAACAAGGUGCUGAGAUUCAUCGGUAAGGUUGAUGUCCCAACCAAGACUGUUUCCGUUGAGAUUGGAAAGUACGAUUUCAGCCACUCCUUUGCAUCUUUGAAGGGUUCUGAUAACGUGGUCUCCAUCAAGACCGCACGUUACCAGAACCCACUGGUCAUCCAGGGUGCCGGUGCUGGUGCAGAAGUUACUGCUGCUGGUGUUUUGGCCGAUGUGAUAAAGGUCGCCCAAAGGGUUGGUGCUUGA
This is a messenger RNA of Kuraishia capsulata CBS 1993, 1089 nucleotides long. RefSeq lists its product as uncharacterized. The transcript has 2 exons. Gene Ontology annotation, molecular function: homoserine dehydrogenase activity; NADP binding; aspartate kinase activity. The coding region runs from base 1 to 1089 and encodes 362 amino acids. Lineage: Eukaryota; Fungi; Ascomycota; Pichiomycetes; Pichiales; Pichiaceae. The record is from RefSeq and is a predicted model, not a curated record. Gene Ontology annotation, biological process: L-homoserine biosynthetic process; aspartate family amino acid biosynthetic process.